AUGUGUAGAGAUCACAUUCGUGAGAGUAAAGCACCGAAGCAAGAGAUGGUGAACAGCGUGGUCCAUGAAGUGGAUGGGAUCAGGAGCGCCGCGCUGCUGGUCGCAGGCUGCGCGCUCGGCCUGCGCCUGGGCCGCGGGCGGGGGGCAGCGGAUCGCGGGGUUCUCGCCUGGCUCGGCUAUGACGCCCUGGUGCACUUCGUUCUGGAAGGCCCUUUUGUCUACUUGUCUUUCAUAGGAAACAUUGCCGAUUCUGAUGGCUUGAUUGCCUCAUUAUGGAAAGAAUAUGGCAAAGCUGAUGCAAGAUGGCUUAAUUUUGACCCAACCAUUGUGUCUGUGGAAAUUCUGACAGUUGUCCUGGAUGGGUCUCUGGCAUUGGUCCUCAUGUAUGCCAUAGUCAAAGAGAAAUAUUAUCGGCACUUCAUACAGAUUACUCUGUGCGUGUGUGAAUUGUAUGGAGGGUGGAUGACCUUCUCCCCAGACUGGCUUUUGGGAAGCCCCAACCUCAACACCAACAAUUGGCUCUACUUUUGGGUCUAUCUGGUAUUUUUCAAUAGUGUGUGGGUUCUGAUCCCAGGUUUGUUACUGUGGCAGUCGUGGGUAGAACUCAAGAAAAUGUGUCACAAAGGAACCAGCUUAGGGAAGAAGUUCCAGUGAAUUUUCAAAAAUCAUAAACGUUAUUAUCUUGCUUUACAGGCCAGAAUGGAUCAAAGCUUUUUGUUUGGCUUAAAUUGAAUACACCCCAGUCUACACUUUCUUUUAUAUUAUUCCUGAACAACCUACUUCAAAUUGAUUAUAAGGUGGCAAGGUUUUGUUGUUGGUUUAUUUUUUCAAUUAAAUGGCAAUAUAGAGAACAAAGAAUAAAUUUUAACUUGUAAUAAUCACAUAAUUAUAAAUGUUUAUAUCUAAAAUUAAUUGUUCUAUAUUAAUAGAGCCAAUAAUCACAAAAUAUAGUAGAGCAUGUUAUAAUUUUUUAUUCCAAAGAACAUGUUGUUACUUCAACUUUUAAUCUUCUCACUAGUCUUUUCAUUACCAAAGGGAAACCAGAAAUGAAAUAAAUGCUUCUGUUUUACAUUUA
Miniopterus natalensis is the source of this 1075-nucleotide messenger RNA. RefSeq names its product EBP like (gene EBPL). Gene Ontology annotation, cellular component: endoplasmic reticulum; membrane. The record is from RefSeq and is a predicted model, not a curated record. Gene Ontology annotation, molecular function: cholestenol delta-isomerase activity. NCBI's taxonomy places the organism in Eukaryota, Metazoa, Chordata, Mammalia, Chiroptera, Miniopteridae. Gene Ontology annotation, biological process: sterol metabolic process.